AUGGGAUAACUAAGCCUCUUAAGCCUCUUAAAAAAAUAACAUUAAGAGUAAAAGUUUCAAGAGCUAGAUUAAUAAUAAUUAGAAUAAGAGUCAAAUGAAAAAAUUUAGAUUAAAUUACUUGAUUUUAUCAACCUUCAUUAAAACUUAUCAAUUAAAGAUGUUUAUGAAAUACUCCCAUCGAAAUUAGGAAUAGGUAAAAGUGAUUUUAAUUAAAGGAUCUUAAUCAGUCGUUAAGAUUGGGUUGCACAAAGUUCUAGGUAUAACACGGGCAAUAAAAAUAAUUGAUAAAUCGACAGUUUUAAUAGGGGAUAUAUCUACAGUCUUACAUGAAGCAGAAAUACUUAAAUAGUUGGUAUGAGAUUAUUAAUUUAGGAUCAUCCUAAUGUAAUAAAAAUUCUGGAAUUUUACUAAAAUUCUAAAUAAAUUUUUAUAGUUACAGAGUUAUGUAAUGGUGGUGAAUUAAUUGAUGCAAUAGUUGAAUCUGAUAAAUUUUCAGAGAAAGAUACAAUAAAAUUAAUGAAAUAAGUAUUACAAGGAUUAAAUUAUUGUCAUUAACAUAAAAUAGUACAUAGAAAUAUAAACCCAUCGGAUAUUCUUUUUGAUAAUAAAGAUAAAAGAGAUAUCAUUAAAAUUAUAGAUUUUGAAACAUCAAGAAUAUUUGAUCAGAAUUAAAAGAUGACAUAAAGAAUAGGAACUGUAAAUAUUUAUAAUUUUAAUCAGCCCUAUUAUAUUGCUCCAGAAGUAUUAGAAAGAAAUUAUGAUCAAAAAUGUGACAUAUGGUCCUGUGGAGUUUUAACUUAUAUAUUAUUAAGUAGAUCUCCACCUUUUAAUGGAGAAUCUGAAGCACAGGUUUUAGAGAGAGUUAAAUAAGGAAAAUAUGAUUUAAAUUCUUAAGAAUGGAAUAAUAUCACAAAUGAAGCUAAAGAUUUUAUCUCAAAACUAAUGGAAAAAGAUCCUAAUAAAAGAUAUAAUGCUGAAUAAGCUCUAAAACAUACAUGGAUUACAUAAUUAAAGGAAGAUAUUGAAUAAUCAUAAAUUGAGAGAGUUCUAAAAAAUAUUAAAUCUUUUAAAGUAAAUUUCUUUCUUUAUCUUGUAGUCUAUAUCAAAGAUCCAAUUUACUAUAUAUUAAUAUAUAGUAAAUUAACUUAUAACUUAAGAGGACAAAUCAGAAUUAAUAAAAAUAUUUAAAUUCUUAGAUACAAACGAUGAUGGUUUAUUAAGUAAAUAAGAACUUUUAGUUGGCUUGAAAAUGAUUAUGAAUGAAUAUGAGGCAGUGGAAUAAGUAGGAAUAAUCAUGAAUAAUCUUGAUUAAAAUAAUUCAGGAUAUAUUGAUUAUUCUGAAUUUAUUGCUGCAUCUAUAAAUAGAUCAGAAUUAUUAUCCUAUGAUAGAAUAACAAAUAUAUUUAAAAUGAUUGAUAAAGUAAAUUUAUAACUUAUGAAAAGGAUUGUAAUGGGUUAAUAAAUGCAAAUGAUUUAAAAUUGAUUUUUGGAAAUGGAUAAAUUUCAGAUUAAAUUUGGAUAUAAUUAAUAUAGGAAAUCAAUAAUAAUAAAGAAGAUAUAAACUUUUAAGAUUUUUAAGGAUUUAUCCAUAAUAUAAUAUAUUGA
Paramecium sonneborni is the source of this 1605-nucleotide messenger RNA. The record is from the annotation of a GenBank genome assembly. NCBI's taxonomy places the organism in Eukaryota, Ciliophora, Oligohymenophorea, Peniculida, Parameciidae.